AAAGUCGCAUUGUGCAUUUUAAGUGGGGAAGUGAAACAUGCUACAUGUUCCUGCGUUGCUGGGAAGGUUGGUUUUUGUAACCAUAUAUUAGCACUCUUGAUGAAGAUUUGCAAAUUCUCAUUAUAUGAAUGUAAAACUGUCCAUGAACUUGAAAACGAAGAAGACAUGCAGCCAAAGCAAGCAUGUACUUCCUCUUUACAGAGGUGGCAUAGGAAGGGAAGAGGAGACUCUAUAAAUCCACAACCAGCAAUGGAGGUGCUUGUAGCAAAGACCUACCUGGAGCAGCCCAGAUCAUCAGCUCGAGAACCUGGUGUCAGAUGUACACUAUAUGAGGCAAGGAAUAAUAUACGGGGGCAAAAGGCAGAUGAAGAGAAACUAUUGGCAACCUUGAAAGAAUUGAACCCAAAUAUGGCCCUAGCACAGAUUAUGACCCCAAAGGCUGAUUCUAUUCCCUUAGUAGAAACCAAAUUUGGCAGAAGUCCACAAGGCUCGUAUGCUAGCUAUCAACUUGCAGUGACCGAAGAUAAUUUCAAAGUGUUUUGUGACAUCACGUCUAUCCCAAGGGCAAACCCUGCCAACCAUGGUGAGCAUAUUGUGACAUAUCCAAGAUUUCCCCUAUCAAGUCAGUCUAAUGAACAGUUUGAGAUACCUGCUGAUCUUUCAGAAGCAGAAAAAUCACUGUUAAAGGAUCUGCAAGUUGAUGAAGAUAAACUGAAUGGCAUUGAAAUUAAAACACGCAGCCAAUCAGAGUGCCCUGAAUGGAAGUUGGAAAGGAAAUUCCGAUUUACUGCCUCCAAUUUUGGUCUUAUACGGGACAGAAAAAGAAACCAUGAAUCUUUAGUACAAAAUCUUAUAAAUCCAAAGCCUUUUUCAUCAAGAUAUACUAAUCAUGGACUUAAAUAUGAGCCAAUUGCCUUAGAACAAUACCAAACAUAUAUGUCCUCUAUUAACAAGUCAGUGAAGGUUUUUAAGUCAGGACUUGUAAUAAGUAUGGAUGCCCCAUACUUGGGUGCAUCACCAGAUGGCAAGGUUAUUGAUCCUGGAUGCUCUGAUCAAUUUGGUCUUUCUGAGGUCAAGUGCCCAGAAACCAAGUACUUAGUCACCCCACUGGAUGCAUGCUCUGAUAGCAGCUUUUUCAUGGAAGAAGUCGAUGGAAAGCCUAAACUUAAACGCACCCAUAAAUACUAUGUCCAAGUGCAAGGGCUGAUGGGUGUGACCGGGGCAAAGUGGUGCGAUUUCAUCGUCUACACCAGUAAGGGAAUGAGCAUCGAGCGAAUUCCAUUUGACGUGCAAUUUUGGAACAAUUUAAAGGACACAUUGAAACUGCAUUAUUUUAAACACUUCCUAGCUAUAGCAGCUAGAGAACCAAGAGCAUAAGGCAAAGUCACUGUUAUUAUAAUAUGCAUGUUUACUACAUGGUGA
Messenger RNA from Pocillopora verrucosa, 1422 nucleotides. RefSeq lists its product as uncharacterized. Lineage: Eukaryota; Metazoa; Cnidaria; Anthozoa; Scleractinia; Pocilloporidae. The record is from RefSeq and is a predicted model, not a curated record.